Messenger RNA from Chaetomium fimeti, 2214 nucleotides. RefSeq names its product heterokaryon incompatibility protein-domain-containing protein. The transcript has a single exon. Lineage: Eukaryota; Fungi; Ascomycota; Sordariomycetes; Sordariales; Chaetomiaceae. The record is from RefSeq and is a predicted model, not a curated record. The coding region runs from base 1 to 2214 and encodes 737 amino acids.
AUGGUGGAACUGUUAGCACACUCAUCCGUAUUGCUGGGGAACCUCGAGCGCAUCAGGACAAAGCGAGAUUGUGCAGGCUGCCAAUCCAUCGUAGCUGCCCUCGUCGGAGUUAAAGAGGUUGCAGAGCCCGACCUCCCUGGCCUGGACGCACGGCUGCGAUUCGAUGGGAGGAGCUUCUUCUGCGACCUCUACCCGCAUCGCCAGGAGCCCAGCACCAGCCGUGGCCCGAUGCUGUGGCAAAUAGAACCUGCCGACGCCACACAGCGGCUAUAUGUAGCUAGAAUGAAAUAUGCAAGGUUCAUGGAUGCGAACCGUAUCGACACGGGGCUGAUCAGCUCGUGGAUCGAGACCUGCGACCGCCUCCAUAGCAAUGCGAUAACCCAUACCGAUGGGGCGUCGCCGAUGACACAAAGCAACCUUCCAUUCCUUUACCUGAUCGACCUCGAGCAGGAAUGCCUGGUGCGGGUCUACCUGGAUGGGGGUGGGGAUGGCUCUUCAGCGGAUGGCCCGCCGUGCUACGUCGCUCUGAGCUAUGUUUGGGGGCGGGUAGAGAUUCCCACGACAACAACCAAGAAUCUCGCGCAGCUCCAACAACCGGGGGCUCUAUCGCCGCAGACAUUUGCCAGAACUAGCGGUACCCGGCUGACCCGUACCAUCGCGGACGCCAUGAGCUUGGCCUCCCGGUUGGGGAUCCGAUUCUUCUGGACGGAUUGCUUCUGCACCGUCCAGGACGGCGGUGCAGAAAAGACCAUGUUCAUCAACGCCAUGGCCUCCAUCUAUUACCGAGCCUAUUUCACCAUCGUUGCCAGCGAGGGCCCCCACGGCGACUUUGGCAUACCGGGUGUCUGCCGUGACAAGAACGGCGGCCCCAGCGUGGAUCCUCCUCCACCUCCUCGGGAUAUUAUUUGCCGCCACAUGACGUUUCCCGGUGCUGUCCUUCAAACCGAGGACAUGAUGGGUCACAGCACCAGGAGCAUAUGCGAGGGGACUCCGUGGUCCACGCGCGCCUGGACAUUCCAGGAGGCCUUUUUCUCGCGCCGCCUGCUCGUGUGCAACGGGACCGUCAGUUGGGUUUGUCGCAGCUUUCGGAGCGAAGAGUGGGUGGCCUGCGAGCACGGUGCGAAAGGGACCGCCCACGAGACGCCCGGCUUCAUCUCGGACGUCCCGGACUGGCCCGACAUGAAGCAGUUCGGCCGCCUUGUCCUCGAGUAUGCCAAGCGGGACUUGACCUUUGACGAUGACGUCCUCGCCGCGUUCGCCGGCGCUGCAGCGGUCCUGAGUCAGUCCUUUCGCCCCGGCUUCCACUUUGGGUUGCCCGAGAUGUUCUUUGACGUGUGCCUGCUCUGGGAGGGUGAUAGGCGGAACCCACGUCCGCUGCGGCGGCGCGAGGGCAAAGCUAUCCGCUUGCCUAGCUGGUCGUGGGUGAGCGUCAAGGGUGCUCUGUUUCUGGACAUGUGGAUGUGCUUUGGUUCUCACUUCUACGCCGGCGGUCUGCUCCUCCCGGAUCCGAGGCUGACUGACCCGCUCGUUCGCUGGCGCAAAACCCUGCUGCGGCCGGAUGGGCACCUAGUGCCUGGCGAAUACGUCUUUUCAGCUGUACAUGAGAAUUCAUCCUCGCUAAUAUCUGGGUGGUCCUUAACGAGACAGCCCGGCGCAGAACAAACCGAUUACUCUUUCUCCCACCCGACUUUCGCGAACAAAACAUUUUCGCUCCCCUUUCCCGUGCUGGCUCAGGAAAAGGAAAGCAAUCCACAACCAGAGACCAUGUACGGCGCGAUUUUAGCCUUCACGGCCAAGAGAUUGUGGCUCACGAGAGCUGAACGACUGGAACGACAUCCGUGGCUUGAGUGUCCUAUCUACCACACGUACGUCCUCCGUGACGACAAGGGAACAUGGGCUGGGGUAUUGUCUGACGACGAAGUGGACGGUGACGCGUUGGAAGAAACCUUUUCCCAUGGCGACGAGACCCGGUGUGAGCUCAUCGCGAUAUCAAAGACAAGGGUUCGCGACUGGAAAUACGCCGAAGGCUACCUGCUGGAGUGGGAGCUCGACGAACACCCCUCGGCAGAUCGAAUCGAGGAUGCCUACGACUUCUAUAAUGUUCUCUGGGUUCGCUGGCAGGACCAAGUUGCGUACCGGAAGGGGAUAGGAAGGGUGUCGGCCGACGUUUGGGAUCGUUUAGAGUUGGAUGAGGUGGACGUCAAUCUUGGCUGA